AUGGGCGAGCCAGUUAGCAUUCGCGGCAGGCGCGUCGCGUCCACGUCAUCUCGUCCUGACCACCGCGCCGCCUUCACUGAAGCCGGCCUCGCGUCGCUUUUCUCUUCCUGCCCGCGCCUCGAGUCCCUGGAGCUGCACUGCCCGCCAAAUCUGACCGCUCUUCCUCCUUCAAUCUGCGGAUUGACUCGCUUGACGGCGUUAAAAAUCACCGCUCGGGGACUGAAACUCCUUCCUGACGGAUUCCGUCAACUCUCCGCUCUCGUCAGUCUGUUCAUUGACUCAGAAGCCCUGGAGAAGCUUCCAGCCGGCUUCGCGACGGACGUCGACGAGACUGUGGGGACUUCCAUUCGACCAAACGAUUCGCGCAUCUCAGAUGCGUAUCCAGCAGACGCGUCGGAGAAUGGCGCUCGUCAAGAUAGCAGCAUACUGGCUCAGGAUAAUAACUCGUCGAUGGUUACUUCGCUCGCCUCCAUCUCCUUGUCAAACACUCUCUCCCCCGCACUUCCCCUCCCCACGCUCUCCGCCCUCCGCCACCUCUCCCUCGACCGCUGCCGCGCUCUCCGCGCCCUCUCCGCAUCCCUCCCCGCCGCGCUCCCCCUUCUCGAAACCCUCGAGCUCCGCGAAUGCGCCCUGCUUUCCGCCGUCCCCGCCUCCCUCCCCGCGCGCCUCCCCCGCCUCCGCGCGCUCACCCUCGCCUCCCUCCCCUCGCUGGCCACCCCCCUCUCCGCGCUCCUCACCUCAUCCCCCCCGCCUGCUCCCGGCGCAGCGGAAGAAUCAGAAAAUGGCGAAUCCGGGGCAGUUUUGGAAGGGGCGAACGGAGAAGCGGCUUGCAUCGGGGCACCUUGUAAGGAGGAUGGGGCGGAGCGCAGGGUAGGACUGGCCCGGCUGGAUCUAUUUGGAUGGAAGCAGCUGCAGGAGUUACCUGCGGAAGCUCUCGCCUCUCUCUCCGCCUCCCUCACUGACUUAAAUAUUUCCAACUGCCCCGCCCUCUCCUCCCUCCCGGACGAGCUUUGCCGUCUGCCCCACCUCCGCUCCCUCUCUCUCCUCUUCCUCCCACUCCUCACCUCCCUCCCUGCCUCCCUCCACCUCCUCUCCCACUCGCUGCACCAUCUGGAGAUCUCCUUCUGUGAGUCGCUGCAGAGUCUCCCCGCGUCCCUCACCGCGCUCUCCGCCCUGCGCUCCUUGCAUCUCGUCGCAUGUGGCGCGCUCACCCGCCUGCCCUCUCCGCCAGUGGCUUUGGCUUUGCGACCCGUUGCGCACGGGGAAACAGUGUCUCUGACUGCCCUCGCAUCUCCCGCCUCCCUCCCUUCCUCUCCCGCGAAUCCUCUCUCCUCAACUUAA
Closterium sp. Yama58-4 is the source of this 1341-nucleotide messenger RNA. NCBI's taxonomy places the organism in Eukaryota, Viridiplantae, Streptophyta, Zygnematophyceae, Desmidiales, Closteriaceae. The record is from the annotation of a GenBank genome assembly.